UACAUUCAACCAAAGAAAAUCUGAAGUGUGUGUAUUUGACUGUAUUUGUUUUUCUGGCUGUGAAGUGUUCUACUUCAGUGCAAUAAUAUUUUUCGAAGAUAUGAUAAUUGUGGAAACACACAUACUUUAUUGACAUGACGUGGCAGAUGUUUAUAACUGAUAUUAUUAAAUAAACAGAGAGCUCGAUCUUCAGGGAAAGUAAACAUGACGUACGGCCGCCAACUACGGUCUUCUGCUGUGAAUGUGCAAUAUAAAUCCUCCUUUUACCACACUUCCCGUACUUUGCCUGAUAUUUUAGAGAGGUGACUGCAGUGUUUCCGUAAUACAUAUACCAACAGCCUCUUCAUGAGCGACAAGCAGAAACUUCUAAAUACUGGACGUUUGUUCGAAAACCAAUGGGAAAUUGUUUCUCUUGCUUCAAGGGCCCUCCGCCUCCAGUUCCGUCCACAAACGGUCCCCUGGAGAAAGACAAGGAAGAGAUCAAGGAACUGACGGGAGUCCUUAGCUCAGCUGAAGAUAUUAAUUGCUCUCCUUUGGGUACUGUGGAGACACAAAUUAAUGGCAACAGCAAAGGAGCAGGCAUUCCCAGCUUUGUCGUUGGAAGUGAUAAUUAUGGCAGCUUGCACCGUGACAAAACAACUCGGACAUUUUACCCUCGUAUUCCACCUUUGAGUCGCACAUCUGGACUUUCAAGUAGUGAAACAAAAGGAAGGGAACCUUCAGAGUCAAAGCUUAAUGUCCUCUUUGACCAGUAUAGAGACAGCAAUGAGGAUUCUAUUCUAGCUGAUGGAAUUGAGCGACUUUGCAAUGAUCUCUCUGUCUCGCCAGAUGAUUUUAAAGUGCUGGUGCUCGCAUGGCGUCUAAAUGCUGAGCAGAUGUGUCGAUUUACGAGAUCUGAAUUUGUGAAUGGAUGUCGUGCAAUGCGAGUGGACUCUGUACGUGCUAUUCAAGCAAAACUCCCAGAAUUGGUCGCUGAUGUUCUGAAGGACCCUGAAAUGUUCAAAGAUUUGUACCGCUUUACGUUCAGAUUUGGCCUAGAUGCAGAGUCAGGUCAGCGUAUAUUACCGUCCGAUAUGGCCAUUUGUUUGUGGCGUUUGGUGUUCUCUGCCUGUGAGCCACCAAUUCUUUCGCGGUGGCUUUUCUUUUUAGAAAAUCACCCCCAUGUGAGAGGAAUUCCUCGAGACACUUGGAAUAUGUUUCUUAAUUUCUCAGAAGCUGUGGGUGAUGACCUCAGUUCAUAUGACGACACUGAGGCUUGGCCAAGUCUCUUUGAUGAUUUUGUUGAAUUUGAAAAUGAUAAACUGAAUCAGAAUAUAUCGAAAGAUAAAGAAGAAAUAAUUAAACAAGACUGUGAAUAAGCAAGUAACUUGAUUUAUUACUGAAAACUUUGGAUUAUUUUUUUAUUAAUUUAUCACAUGUAAGACUGAUGUUUGCUUAGGAUGCCAUGCUAACUCUAAUUUUAUUGAUAUAUAUAUAAUAUAUAUAUAUAUAUAUAUAUAUAUAUAUAU
Schistocerca cancellata (South American locust) is the source of this 1508-nucleotide messenger RNA. RefSeq names its product DCN1-like protein 3 (gene SCCRO3). Bases 396 to 1358 code for a protein of 320 amino acids. The transcript is spliced from 3 exons. The record is from RefSeq and is a predicted model, not a curated record. Gene Ontology annotation, cellular component: ubiquitin ligase complex. Gene Ontology annotation, biological process: protein neddylation; positive regulation of ubiquitin-protein transferase activity. Gene Ontology annotation, molecular function: ubiquitin-like protein binding; cullin family protein binding; ubiquitin conjugating enzyme binding. NCBI's taxonomy places the organism in Eukaryota, Metazoa, Arthropoda, Insecta, Orthoptera, Acrididae.